This is a messenger RNA of Lymnaea stagnalis (great pond snail), 1403 nucleotides long. NCBI's taxonomy places the organism in Eukaryota, Metazoa, Mollusca, Gastropoda, Lymnaeidae. The record is from the annotation of a GenBank genome assembly.
CAUCAUUCUCACUCAGAUGGCUGCAGGACACGUCUUUGGCAUCGACCAGGUCAGUCAUUAAUGGUGGUGGUGUUGUUGUUUUGUUUUGUGUUUGGCCAUUUUUCAGCCCACACAAUAUGUGUGUUAACUGGUUAACGCAAUCACUUCCCCUGCUCUAAUGAGGAGUACCAGAUUAACAAUGGUGCAACUGGCGAUCUGACACCAGGCCAGAGGUUUAGAGAAGGGGGUGAGGGGCAGGGGGACAGAUGUCCCCGCGCGCCAACACUCUCGCUACGCCUCUGGCACCAGGCCUCCAAAAAGUUAAUCCGGCUCGGCUUAAAUAGGCCUAUGGUAAAAUCACAUUCAAGUCAAAAGAGCAAUAUUCCAUAUUUUAAUUCCAGCAGUUGGUUCCAUUGGUAGUUUUGAUUUGGAGCCAAAUUUAAAUCUGAUAACCUAACUCAGUGGUUAUCCACUUGUGGGUCGCGACCCCUUUGGGGGUCGAACGACCCUUACACAGGGGUCGCCUAAGACCAUCGCAAAAAAACAUAUUCAAGAAGUAGCAUGGAAUAUAAUUGUAUGGUUGGGGGUCGCCACAACACGAGGAAACUUUAUUAAAGGGUCGCCGUAUUAGAAAGGUUGAGAAACACCGAUCUAACUGGGUAUUUUAUCAAUUAAGAUUUUUUUCGAACAAGUUUUGUAUAAGCAUUUUGCAAGUGUUAUUUCAACUCUCGACCUGUUAACAAUGACGUUAAGAUUCCCUCAGCUCAGCACUGAUAUAGAGCCUAAUUUUCAGACUUUUAGAUCCACUGACUUCAUCCAACUCACUUAAGAGUUUUCUGUCUGCGACCCAUUUCUAUAUACCCCGCCCCAACCGAUGUUCUUUCAGAAACUCCAGCUCAUCCUACAAGCCUCAAACCUCGACCAGUUGGAGGAAGUUUGCAUGGAUCUACAUGACUGCGCCUAUCCACUGGUCACAGGUCGGUCACUCAAUAUUUAAACAAAUAAAAAAAAUAAUCAAAACUAUUGUUUAAUUAAUUAGUAUUUGAAAUGCAAUUUCAACGAAUAAAUAUUUAUCCACAUGUUUGUGUUGUUAUUAACUUGAAUGAGUCCACCAGCUGAAAUUUCUUUCUUAAUUUUGUAACUUCAAUCUUAAGUACAUAGAUGUUAUACACGAGUAAAUGACGUCAUAAAUCCACGUCUGUAGAUUGAAAGACACUGACGUUUUAACCAAAAAAAAAAAAAAAUUAUAAUAAAAAAAAAUUAUAAUAGAUGAUGUCUUUUCAGAUGUUUCUGCUCAACUAACGCUCGGUGACGUCACACAAACAUUGGACGCCGUCGUUAUAGUACUGGCCAGUCGGUGCACGGCCGGCACGUCAACGUCGGAGUUCCAAUCUCUGGUGAGCCUGGUGACCUACAUUCACGAC